AUGGGCAGGGCUUUUAUUUUGGUCUGACGACGUGAUGUCACAAGGCUGCGCUGCGCUCCUGCAUAUGUGAGGAAAGAGUGUCCAAACACACAGAAAGAUGGCAGUUAUUAAAGAGGAGAGUGAAGACUUCAGGAUUGAAGAAGUGUUCAGUAUCAAACAAGAAGAUAUUGAGGAACAAACAGACCAGAUGACACUGAAAGAGGAAAGUGAAGAACUGAAUGAAAUGGAAGAGAAAGAUCAGUAUGAGAACCAUCGUGAUUCCAUUACUGAAGAAAAAUCUUUUAGUUGUUCACAGACUAAAAAGACUUCCUCACGAAAACAAAUUAAAAAAGGGAUAGGAACUAGAAGUUGUUUAGCCUGCGUUCAGUGUGGAAAGCGUUUCAGUCAACAUGGAAACCUUAAAGCCCACAUGAGAAUUCACACUGGAGAGAAACCUUACACCUGCCAACAAUGUGGAAAGAGUUUUUAUCAACAAGGAAACCUCAAGGUCCACAUGAGAAUUCACAAAGGAGAGAAGCCUUACAGUUGCCAACAGUGUGGAGUAAGUUUCACUCAAAAAGGAAUCCUUAACAGGCACAUGAGAAUUCACACCGGAGAGAAGCCUUAUAAAUGUCGUCAGUGUGGACAAAGUUUUCAUCAACAUGGAAACCUGAAAGUCCACAUGAAAAUUCACACAGGAGAAAGCCCUUUUACCUGCCAACAGUGUGGGAAAAGUUUCAACCGAAAAGGAAACCUUAAUUAUCACAUGAGAAUUCACACUGGAGAAAGCCCUUUCACCUGUCAGCAGUGUGGAGUAAGUUUCACUCAAAAAGGAAGCCUUAACAGGCAUAUGAGAAUUCACACUGGAGUGAAACCUUACUCAUGCCCUCAGUGUGGAAAGAGUUUUGAUCAACAUGGAAAUCUUAAAAUCCACAUGAGAAUUCACACGGGCGAGAAACCCUACAAGUGCCGGCAGUGUGGGAAAAGUUUUGAUCAACAUGGAAAUUUUAAAGUGCACAUGAAAAUUCAUACAGGAGAGAACCCUUUUCCCUGUCAACAGUGUGGAAAAAGUUUCAACCGAAAAGGAAACCUUAAGUAUCACAUGAGAAUUCACACUAGAGAAAAGCCUUACAUAUGCCAACAGUGUGGAAAGGGUUUCGAUCAAAAUGAAGAGCUCAAAAUGAAAGUCCACAUGAGAGUUCACACUGGAGAAAACCCUUUUACCUGUCAACAGUGUGGGUUAAGUUUCACUCAAAAAGGGAUUCUCAACAGGCACGUGAGAAUUCACACAGGGGAGAAGCCUUAUACAUGUUCUCAGUGUGGAAAAGGUUUUCAUCAAUAUGUAAAACUUAAAGUCCACAUGAAAAUUCAUACAGGAGAAACACCAUUUGCCUGCCAACAGUGUGGAGAAACGUUAAAUAAAAAAAGCAGCCUUAAUAAGCAUUUGAGAAUACACACUGGGGAGAAGCCUUACAAAUGCCAACAGUGUGGAAAGAGUUUUGAUCAAAAUGGAAAACUUGAAGUACACAUGAAAAUUCACACUGGAGAAAACUCUUUCACCUGCCAACAGUGUGGAGUAAGUUUCACUCAAAAAGGAACUCUCAAUAGGCACAUGAAAAUUCACACUGGGGAGAAGCCUCACACAUGCCAACAGUGUGGAAAGGGUUUUUAUCGAAAUAUACAUCUUAAAGUCCACAUGAGAAUUCAUACGGGGGAAAGGCCUUUUACCUGCCAAAAGUGUGGAAAAAGUUUCAGUCAAAAAACAAACCUUGACCAGCACCUGAGAAUUCACACUGGCGAGAAGCCUCACUCAUGCCCUCAGUGUGGAAAGUGUUUUUAUAAACAUGGUACCCUUAAAAUCCACAUGAGAAUUCACACUGGAGAAAACCCUUUCACCUGCCAACAGUGUGGAGUAAGUUUUACUCAAAAAGGAACUCUCAAUAGGCACAUGAAAAUUCACACUAGGGAGAUGCCUUACACAUGCCAACAGUGUGGAAAGAGUUUCGAUCAAAAUGAAAAGCUUGAAGUACACAUGAAAAUUCACACUGGGGAGAAGCCUCACACAUGCCCUCAAUGUGGAAAGGGUUUUUAUCGAAAUAUAAAUCUUAAAGUCCACAUGAGAAUCCAUACGGGAGAAAGGCCUUUUACCUGCCAAAAGUGUGGGAAAAGUUUCAGUCAAAAAACAAACCUUAACAAGCACAUGAGAAUUCACACUGGGGAGAAGCCUCACACAUGCCCUCAGUGUGGAAAGUGUUUUUAUCGGCAUGGCACCCUUAAAAUGCACAUGAGAAUACAUACAGAAGAAAGGCCUUUUGCCUGCCAACAGUGUGGAAAAUGUUUCAAACGAAAAGGAAGUCUUGAUUACCACAUGAUAAUUCACACUGGAGAAAACGCUUUCACCUGCCAACAGUGUGGAAAAGGUUUCAAUCAAAAAACAAACCUUAAGUAUCACAUGAGAAUUCACACUAGGGAAAAGCCUUACACAUGUCAACAGUGUGGAAAGAGUUUCAGUAAGAAAUGGAUUCUCAAUAGGCACAUGAAAAUUCACACUGGGGAGAAGCCUCACACAUGCCCUCAGUGUGGAAAGAGUUUUCACGAAUAUGUAAACCUUAAAGUCCACAUGAGAAUUCAUACAGGAGAAAGUCCUUUUACCUGCCAACAGUGUGGAAAAAGUUUCAAACGAAAAGGAAACCUUAAGUAUCACAUGAGAAUUCACACUAGGGAAAAGACUUACACGUGUCAACAGUGUGGAAAGAGUUUCGAUCAAAAUGAAAAGCUUGAAGUACACAUGAGAAUUCAUACAAGAAAAAGCCAUUUGACUUGCCAACAGUGUGGAAAAAGUUUCAAUCAGAAAACAAACCUUAACAGGCACAUGAAAAUUCACACAAAAGAAAGGCCAUACACAUGCCCUCAUUGUGGGCAGAGUUUUCAUCAACAUGGAAACCUUAAAGUCCACAUGAAAAUUCAUACAGGUCUAAGUCCUUUUACUUGCCAUCAGUGUGGAAAAAGUUUUAACCGUAAAGGAAACCUUAAUUACCACAUGAGAGUACACACUGGAGAAAGCCCUUUCACCUGCCAACAGUGUGGAGUAAGCUUUACACAAAAAGGAACUCUCAAUAGGCAUAUAAGAAUUCACACUGGAGAAAAGCCAUACAAAUGCCCUCAGUGUGGAAGGAGUUUCAUUCAGCAUGGAAACCUUAAAGUUCACAUGAGAAUUCACACCGGAGAAAAGCCUUACAUGUGCCCUCAGUGUGGAAAGAGUUUCGAUCAACAUGGAAACCUUAAAGUCCAUAUGAGAGUUCACACUGGAGAGAGCCCUUCAGCUGUCAAGAGUGUGGAAAAAAUUUCAACCAAAAAGGUUGAAUUACCACAUGAGAAUUCACACUGGAGAGAAGUCUUUCACUUGCCAAGUGUGGAAAGAGCUUCAGUCAAAAAGAGAUCCUUAACAGGCACAUGA
Messenger RNA from Labeo rohita (rohu), 3436 nucleotides. Its product is annotated as zinc finger protein 721-like. The record is from RefSeq and is a predicted model, not a curated record. NCBI's taxonomy places the organism in Eukaryota, Metazoa, Chordata, Actinopteri, Cypriniformes, Cyprinidae.